Penicillium longicatenatum is the source of this 7470-nucleotide messenger RNA. Its product is annotated as type I polyketide synthase. Gene Ontology annotation, molecular function: 3-oxoacyl-[acyl-carrier-protein] synthase activity; oxidoreductase activity; phosphopantetheine binding. Gene Ontology annotation, biological process: fatty acid biosynthetic process; secondary metabolite biosynthetic process. The coding region runs from base 1 to 7470 and encodes 2489 amino acids. The transcript is spliced from 16 exons. The record is from RefSeq and is a predicted model, not a curated record. NCBI's taxonomy places the organism in Eukaryota, Fungi, Ascomycota, Eurotiomycetes, Eurotiales, Aspergillaceae.
AUGGCUCCUUUCGAUAGCUUUGCGCCUGGUGGUCCACUCAUAGACCGUGGCAAGGAUGAAAUAGCUACUACCUCCGAAGAUAAGGGUUUUUACGAUGUGUGCACUAGAACCACUACCAAGCCAAUGUGUGCAUUGGAUGACGGUGGAGGGAUUGGCGGGCAAGGUGCCAGUUCCGAGCCUGUUGCCAUCGUGGGUAUGGGCAUGAGACUUCCAGGGAAGGCAAGGACAUCUGAAGACUUUUGGAAUCUCCUCGCCAACAAGGAAAGUGGUUGUAUUCGCGUUCCGGAAGAUAGGUAUAAUUCAGAGGGGUUUUACCAUCCUGCGGGUCGACCAGGCUCAAUCUGCACACAGCAUGGUCAUUUUUUACAAGAGGACAUUCGUCAUUUUGACAAUGAGUUUUUCUCCAUUUCACCCACGGAUGCAGGCAACAUGGAUCCACAACAACGAAUGCUAUUGGAAGUAGUCUGGGAAUGCAUGGAGAACGCAGGACAGGUAGGCUGGCAAGGCACUGACGUUGGGUGUUUUGUUGGAGUAUUUGGAGAAAGCUGGCUUGACAUCACCUCUAGAGACCUACAGCGUCCUUGGGAUGGACAGGUGAACUCUACGAUGGACUUUGCCCUUGCAAAUCGUGUGUCUUAUGAGUAUGAUCUGAGGGGCCCAAGCCUGACAAUCCAAACAGCUUGUUCAUCGGGCUUGGUGGCCCUCCACGCCGCCUGUCAGGCAAUUUCGAGCGGCAGUUGCACCUCGGCCAUAGUCGCGGGAACGAAUCUAAUCAUCACACCGACAAUGAUGAUGGCGAUGACUGCGGAGGGAGUCAUAUCCUCCUCGGGUACCUCAAAAACAUUCGAUGCAGCAGCAGAUGGUUAUGGCCGUGGAGAGGCGAUUACUGCUAUCCUGCUCAAGAAGGUAGACAGAGCAAAGGCAGACAAUGACCGUAUUCGAGCGACGGUCCGGGCCACGGCGACAAACUUUGACGGUAAAACUGCAGAUAUGAAGACACCCAAUCCCCGAAGCCACGAGCAGUUGAUACGUCAAACUUAUGAUGUCGCUGGGAUCCAUAACUUCUCCGAGACCGCCUUUGUUGAGUGUCACGGAACGGGCACGACAGUUGGAGAUCCUCUAGAGGCAGGCGCCAUUGCCGAGGUAUUUGGGGAGAAGGGUGUCAUGAUCACAUCUGUAAAACCAAAUGUUGGUCAUUCCGAGGGCGCAUCCGGUAUCACCAGUAUCAUCAAGGCUGUCCUUUCUAUUGAAAAUGAGCAAAUACCGCCUAAUAUCAAUUUCUCCAUGCCUAACCCUCGGAUCCCUUUUCAGAAAGCCCAUCUCCAGGUCCCUGUACAGCUUACAGAAUGGCCUGCAGACCGCCGUAAGAGGGUCAGCAUCAACGGCUUUGGGAUUGGGGGCGUUAAUGCACACGCCAUCAUUGAAUCGAGCAACUACUGCAGGACAGAGCGUCAAAGAACGACCCAUCGCUCCACGAACGGCCCAAAGCUGAUUGUAUUGUCUGGAAAAAGCUGCAGCGCCCUGAAACAGAGAAUCUCGCAAUUUGAAGGCUACUUAGCGCGGACCUCGAAAGAAAUACGUGAUAUCGCGUAUACCAUGUGCCAACGCAGAGAGCAUCUGAAAUACCGAGCUUUCGCUAUCGCGGAUGGAAGAGAAUCCGUCUCAUUCUCUAGUAUCGAAAAAUCCUUCCCAUCGACGUCGCGACUUGCUUUUGUAUUUACAGGACAGGGGGCUCAGUGGGCUGGAAUGGCAAAGGACCUUUACUUGCUCUCCCAGUGCUUUCGCAACAGCGUCAGCAAGCUUGACAAAGCUUUACAAUCUCUACCAGACCCUCCCGAGUGGAAGAUAAUAGAUCUAUUUUCGUAUCCGGAGAAAGGCUAUCAGAUCAAUACGCCCGGGCUAUCACAACCCCUUUGCACGGCUUUACAGAUUGGUCUGGUCGAUAUGCUUGCGGAAUGGAACGUUCAUCCCGCCGCUGUCCUGGGUCAUUCCAGUGGUGAAAUCGCGGCAGCCUAUUCAGCCGGUGCCUUGACAGCAGAGUCUGCAAUUAUUGUUGCCUAUUACCGCGGUAAGAUCGCAGAGAAAGCUGCCUUGCGCUCCACAAAAGGUGGCAUGGCAGCAAUUGGACUUGGUCGUGAGGAGGUGUCUCCGUACCUUAUGGACGGAGUCAAAGUGGCGUGCGAAAACAGCCCGAGAAGCGUAACUCUCUCUGGCGACAGCAAUAAGUUAAACAAGAUCACCGAGAAUAUUCAGGCAGAAAAAAAGGAUGCCUUCUGCCGCCCUCUCCGUGUGAAUGUGGCAUAUCACUCGCGGGAUAUGGAGUAUUUUGGUCCAGAGUAUGAGUCUCUCCUAGGCCGUGGUGUGCAGAGCGGUGGGUGCAGAAUACCGUUAUAUUCUACGGUUACUGGUCAAGCAAUGCCCAGUAGCAGCGAAAUGCGGGCUUCCUACUGGCGUGGAAACUUGGAGAAGCCAGUACUUUUCUCUCAGGCUGUGAUGGCGCUUUUAAAAGGACAAGAAAUAGAAGCGAUCGUCGAGGUUGGGCCACACUCAGCCCUAGCUGGUCCUCUACGGGAGCUAUUUGCAGCUGAGAAUAAGGUGUUACGCUAUAUCCCUACGGUCGUACGCGACAAAAGCCCGUUGUGUUCCUUAAUGAAGACCGCUGGUAACCUCCACGCCUUUGGCGUCCCGAUAGAACUUGCGGCUGUCAACGGAAUUGCUGGUGAGAGAAAUAUCGUCACAGAUAUUCCGUUGUAUCCUUGGCAGCAUGGAACCAACUUCUGGGACGAGAGUCGACAUGUUAAAGAGUGGAGGUCACGGCAGCACGCUAACCACGAGUUGCUCGGAAGCCGUGUUUUCGAAACUACUUCCCUAGAACCGGCCUGGAGGAAUGUCAUUCGAUUGAAUGACGUGCCCUGGUUGCGGGACCACCAAGUCGGCAAUGAUAUUGUAUUUCCCUGCAGCGCAUAUGUGGCUAUGGCAGGGGAAGCUGUCCGCCAGAUCUCAGGGUAUGGCAAUUACAUCUUACGAAACAUUUUCAUCAAAAAUGCCUUGCUUCUCAAGGAAACCGAAUCAGUUGAGUUGUUUACAAGCCUCAGGCCAGUACGGCUGACCGAUGAGCUUGAUUCCGCAUGGUGGUCAUUCUCCGUCACCUCAUGGAAUGGCACGCAUUGGAUGCAACAUUGCGCCGGGGAGGCUAAAGGUGUGGCUGAAGGUCGUCGAUCAACUGAAAGAAUUUGCGAUCUUGCACGACAUGUACCGUCACCGUCAUGGUAUCGUAGCGUGCGUAACAUUGGAUUGCGUUAUGGGCCCAGCUUCCAAUGUCUGAAAAAUAUCUCUGCCAGCCCAACCCACCCUUUGGCUGCAGCCACUGUCUACGAGGAAAAAGACCCCUACAACAACCCAUAUCCACUCCAUCCUACCACUAUCGACCAGUGCAUUGUUCUCUCUGCAGCGGCAUCUUGCAAUGGUCUAGUUCGCAAACUAGGGGAAGCCUUGAUACCCCAAUCCAUAGACGAGAUAUUCAUCGGUCAGGGAAGUUCUCAUAUAUCCGCGAAAGGCACGGCAAACAGAGCUGAAAGCGGUACUGUGAUUGGAAACGCCGUUGCAGAUUCAGCCGGUAUCGUUGUCAUGCAGCUUCGAAAUGUGCUCUUGAAACGCGUCAGCGUCACUGAGGAUGCGCAAGAUCGUGAUACGUUAGCAGGCGCACAGAUGACGUGGACGCCGCUGAUAGAUCUCGCAUCAUACGGACAACUUAUGCGGCCAAAUUCGCAUCGUGACAGCAAAGUCUUAGUGGAGAAAUUAGCAGUUUCGUGCAUUCUUGAAAGUGCAUGUCAAAUGAGUACGCGUCGUGCCUCGUCCGAACACCUUCGAAAAUUUCAAUCGUGGAUAUGUUUCCAGGUCGAACGAUUUGCAAGAGGCGAUUACUCUGUCCUCCGCGAGACAGGCGCGUUGUUAGCCACAUCGUCAUCAAUUAGAAGGACCAUGAUCGGUGAGACUGCGGCAAAAUUAAAGUCUGGUCAAUUUGCGCCCUAUGUGCAGGCAAUAUUAUCCAUUUAUAACAACAUGGACGAUAUUCUUGAGGAAAGAGUCCAUGGGCUCGACCUGUUGGCCAGAGACGAUUGUCUGACUGACAUCUAUCGGACCAUCGGGAGCACGAUGGAUCUCGGAGACUUUUUCACCUGCUACGGCAAAUCACGCCCGAAUAUGCGGAUCCUCGAAAUAGGUGCAGGGACUGGCGGUAUGACCGAGACUGCACUCCGAGCCCUGUCUUUAGCUAGCGGAGUCCGCUUGUUUUCGACCUAUACUUUCACCGAUAUCUCUCCAGGGUUUUUUCAAGCAGCAAAGAAAAGGUUUUCCGGGUACGAGGGCAUAAGUUACCAUGUCCUUGACAUCAGCCGCGAUCCGAUUGAGCAAGGCUUUGCCGCAGAGCAGUAUGACUUGGUUAUUGCUGCAAAUGUUCUGCACGCAACUCCUUCACUCUCCAGGACUCUUAGGAACGUAAGGAAGCUUGUUGCGCCAGGCGGCCGUCUGUUUCUCCAGGAGGUCUGCGGAGAUAUGGUCGCACAAUCAUACAUUAUGGGUUCUCUCCCGGGGUGGUGGCUAGGUGACCACGACCAACGUGUUAACAGUCCUUAUGUGGAGCCCGAAAGAUGGCACGAGGAGCUUCGGAAGUCUGGAUUUCGUGGAGCACAGUCGGUUGUGUACGAUGAUCAAAAGCCAUUUCAUCAAAUGGCUCACAUCGUAUCCAUGCGUGAAGAGAUUGACCCGGAAAAGUCCGUUACCUUGCUCCAUGAUGGGCUCAUUGGCAACACCGGGAAGUCCAUUCAACAGUCAUUUAUCCAUCGCGGAUAUACUGUCUCUUGGUGCAACCUGGGCCAGGAUUUGCCUGGUAAUCAAAGUGUCGUAUCUUUGCUGGAGCUGGACAGACCUUUCCUUCAUGACAUCUCCAAGGAUAACUGGAAUAACAUCCAGGGGUUGCUGUCCGGACUGACGUCCCAGGGCGUACUUUGGGUGACGCUGGAAAGUCAACUGCAAAGCACAGACCCGCGCUAUGGCAUGAUCCUUGGUCUAGCCAGGACUAUCCGGAUGGAGGCUUCAUUGGACUUUGCUACCCUAGAAAUCGAUGGUUCAAGCCAGACGGCCGCCAAAGGGAUUGUAGAUGUUUAUGAACAUUUUGACAGUUUCAGACAAUUGCCUGGCGCAGAUGUUGAUUUCGAGUAUAUCCUGACCGGUAGCACAAUCCAGGUGCCAAGGUACCUGCCAUGCUCCCUGAACUCGGAAUUGGAAGCGACACCGGAUCCAGGUGAUUCGAAAGUGCUAACAGUUGGCAAAUACGGUCUGCUUGAAGCUAUGCGAUGGGUAGCUCAAGAAACAACAAGUCUCACCAGGGACUUGGUGGAAGUCACACCGCGUUUCUUGGGCUUGAACUUCAGAGAUCUUCUUGUGGCUAUGGGUAUUGUGGACGACUCUCCCACAAGCAUGGGUAUAGAGGCUUCAGGGACAGUAACAAAUGUGGGACCUGAGGUGCACGACCUGAUCGUGGGAGACAGUGUGGUGCUUCUUUCCGCCGGUGGUUGUUUUGCAUCGCCAAUAGUCGUCCCUAGGAAGCUUUGUCACAAGAUCCCAGACAACCUUCCUUUGGAAGAAGCAGCCACCAUGCCCUGUGUCUUCAGUACAGCAAUACAUUCACUGCUUAACGUGGCUAGGAUUGAGAAGGGACAGACCAUUUUGAUACACUCCGGUGCGGGAGGAGUGGGGCAGGCAGCUAUACAGAUCUCUCAGCACGUCGGUGCAACUGUUUACGUAACAGUAGGGGACGACGAAAAAGCUAAUUAUUUGACGGAGAAAUAUGGUAUCCAUUCGGAUCAGAUAUUCAAUUCCAGAAGCCCCAGCUUUCUUGCUGGCGUCAUGCAAGCGACUCGAGGACGAGGAGUUGACGUUGUGCUUAAUUCCCUGAGCGGGGAGCUACUCCACAUAUCCUGGCAGUGCGUGGCCCAAUACGGCACCAUGGUCGAAAUCGGCAAGCGCGACAUCCUUGGGAAUGGAAGGCUAAGCAUGAAUGAGCUCCUCCGCAAUCGAGCAUUCUUCGGUGUCGAUAUGGCGCAAAUUGUCAGAGAUAAACCGGAUUUAGUCCAAGGUCUUCUCCGUCAAUGGUUUUCUUUCCAUCAACAACACGCCAUCCAGAGCAUCAGACCUAUCCAUAUGUUUGAAGCUACAAAGCCCCAAGAGGGAUUCCGUCUUAUGCAAAGAGGAAAGCAUAUUGGGAAGAUUGUCAUCAGGAUGCCUGAAAGAUCCGAGGUUCUGAGUUUAGCUCCGACUCGGUCCAAAGUUGAACCUUUCGAGGAGGGCGCCUAUCUGAUAGUUGGAGGACUUGGAGGAAUAGGUCGUCCAAUCGCCACCUGGCUCGUCGAGAAUGGAGCACGCCACCUUGUCUUCUUUUCACCAUCUGCCGGACGUUCCCAGGAGCACAAAGCUUUCUUCGAUGAAAUUCGGGCACAUGGUGCUGAGGUUACAGCUAUCAGUGGAGAUGUUAGGAAGUUGUGUGACGUUCAACAGAUUGUGAACAUGAGCCCAAAGCCAAUUGCGGGUGUCAUACAUUUAGCAAUGAUUUUACAGGACCGCUCAACCAUCGGUAUGGCCUAUGAUGCAUGGUGCGCUGCAGUCGAGCCCAAAGUCAACGGAACUUGGAAUCUCCAUUCCGUCUUUGGAGGUGCGGAUUUGAGGUUUUUUGUUCUGAUGAGCUCCAUCGGCGGAAUCCGCGGCUACCCGGGCCAGGCAAACUACGCGGCUGCGAACUCAUUCCUAAACGCUUUCGCUCACUACCGCCACUCCUUGGGGCUUCCUGCAUCGGUUAUCAAUCUAGGGGUCAUGGACGAAGUGGGAUUCGUCGCUAGAACACCGCUUGUGCUAGAGCGAUUCCGCCAGCAAGGAACGCAUAUCCUUACCAUACGGGAUCUUCUGGACGCCAUGGAACUCACUGUUGGCAACCAGCUACCGAAACACCAUUUGUCGAGCACACUCGGGCUCACUCACUUGAAUGUUGGAUUCGUCACCAUGAAGACAGGCAGUGCUCCUCGAUUGCGGCAAGAUGUCCGCCUAAGCCUUGUCCGCGAAUUUAAGCAAGACACAGCAAGCAGUCUCGGCAAUACUGAUGCCCCACUGAAAGACUUUCUAUCGAGCAUAGCUGCAGAUAGCUCUGUCUUGGCGGAUCCAACUAGUUUGGAGAUACUUACCAAGGAAAUUUCUCGCAUGUUCUGUUCUUUGCUCUCGAUAACAAAAGAGGAGUUUGACCCCGACAGGGCCAUCUCCGAUCUUGGAGUUGACUCACUUGUAAAAGUUGAGAUUCGAAAAUGGUGGCGCCGCCAUCUUGACUUGGAUAUCAGCAUCUUUCAGAUAAGCAACGCGCCAUCGGUGACACAUCUGAUCGAAUCUGCGGUGCAGUCCUUAGGCGCAAAGUUCGUACCUCAUUGA